Messenger RNA from Brassica napus (rape), 1012 nucleotides. RefSeq lists its product as uncharacterized. NCBI's taxonomy places the organism in Eukaryota, Viridiplantae, Streptophyta, Magnoliopsida, Brassicales, Brassicaceae. The record is from RefSeq and is a predicted model, not a curated record. Bases 153 to 806 code for a protein of 217 amino acids. The transcript has 4 exons.
AAUUAAGUAACUAAUGUAUCAAAUACAAUAAUGGCCUGAAGAAAAGAAGAAAAAGGGGUAGAAAUCGUGAGAAACGAAGAAGAGAAUUGCGGGGACUGAUUUAGGGUUUGGUUUUGUGUUCGUUUCUGAGAUCUGAAGUGAGUGCUGUAGCGAUGAACGUGCCGGUGAAAAUACAGAUGAAUCUGGAGAAGUUCAGAGAGUUUCUCCACAAGGUCAUCAGGAGGAAUAUGGAAAAUCCCAAUCCGGUACAUUCUUCUGUAAGUCCAGCUGUCAUCUUCGUUGCUACUGUGGACCUUUUUGAAAAUUUCGAGAUGAUGUGGGGUAGCCAAAGACGUAUCAAUGUGCCUCCGCCGGAAGAUGACGCUAAUCUCUUGACCUUCCUCACAUCUCGAGCUAAAAUCGUUCCUGAACGCAUUCACUGCGACCAGCUAGCAUCGAUUCUGCGUUACAUCGAUGGUCCCUAUCUCGAGUCCUUCACAGCAGCCCUCAAGGAGAAAGCUACUACCAAAGAAGCUGAUAAAGCUAUCGAUGCUACCUCUCAUGGCUUGGGUUUGCCAGUGGAGGAUGAUGGUGAGUUUGAAGAGGAGGAUGUCGAGGAUGAGAAGGAGCCUGUGCUCAAGGAUGAGCCGAACUUGGCUGAAGUCAAAGAGGAGCCGAACUUGGUUGAAGUCAAGGAGGAGCUGAAAUUGGUUGAGGUCAAGGAAGAGCCUGUUGAGGUCAAGGAGGAGCCAAAAGACUUGGUUAAAGAGGCCAAUCGUAAGCGUCAUGCUUCAUCAAGCCCAACUUCUUCAUUAGGCUCGACUUAGAGGAGUACAAGGAUCAAGACGUGGAAGUUUCUCGGGAAAUGACGUGUGUAGUUUUUCUAGCUCUUUUUAUGUUCUCCAUUAUCGAUGUUGCAUAUGCUUUGGUUAGACCUUGCUCAGUUUCUUUUGGUGUCAUUAUGCUAGGGAAGAAAAACAUAUAGUUCUGAAAAAAAACAUAUAGCUCUAAAAAAAAACAUGUUUAUCCACUA